GUCACAUUGCAGAUGAUGGCAGAAUGAGCGACGCAAGUUCUUUGUUUGCUCAGACGUUGUGGGCAAAAUGAAAAAGAAAAAAUUUAAGUUUGAAGUAUCUUUUGAACUGAGAGAAUUGUCAAAUGUCUCUCUUGCCAGUGGCCUUUUAUUUUCAAAAUUGAGGCUACUCGAUGGCGGUAAAUUUGCUGAAACUUCAUGCAGGCUGGAGGUUCAUAAUAACCGUGUCAGAUGGCAACAAACGUUUGAAUUUGGUUGUAAAAUGACUGCCAAUUCAAAUACUGGUGUGUUGGACCCUUGUUUAUGUCGAGUUUCUGUUCGUAAGGAAACUAAGGGAGGUAAAUCAUAUGAGAAGCUUGGUUUUGUUGAAGUAAAUAUGGCUGAGUUUGCAGCAUCCAAUAAACGAACAGGAAAAUAUUUGCUGGAAGGAGAUAUUAAUGACAAAGCAAAUAGACAAGAUAACUCUAUUUUAGAGGUCAGAAUUUCCAUGCAACUUAAACAGGGUGAUCCACUUUUUAAAUUGCCAAUCUCACCACAAAAGCCAACUUCCGUAAGCGAUGACAAGUACUCUAAAGGUGAAGGUAUGCUGGACUCCAGCCAGAGGGAUGGGUUAGGUCUCACCUCGUACCUUGAUGAAGCAAGUGCAGGCACUGUUACACCAGGGACCAUCACCCCUGACACACCUUCGAGCCCAACAUCCCUAACUCCUGAGGGGGAAGAGGACACUGAAGCUAAGCUGGACUUGGCCGAGGGCUCGUCAAGUGACAAGGGGAAGGUUCUGGGGCAUCAUCGGAGUGCAAGUGAGCCACCAUUUGUUAAGGAUAGUCAUCAAGGUGGUCAAAUGUCUGAAGGUUACGGCAGCAUGACUACACAAUCCACAUCGUCUUGCAGUGAUGCAGGAAGAAGAUUCAACUCAAUUGAGAGAAGUGCCAAUAAAUAUCGCUGCAGCAGAGUGGAUGCAGGGAAUGUUGUGGAACAAAUCAUGUGCCAAGAUUCGACAGAACCUCGUGGGCAAACUGCGGAUCCCAAUCGCAACGAAGCUAAUCUGAUACCAUUCCUGAUAGCAAAGAACAGCAAUGGGAAUCUUCUUCCGAGUGACUUUGGUUUGGACAUGGAUGACAAGUACAGAACUCUGUAAGUUGAAAAAGUCACCAAAGAUAUCAAAGGUGUGACAGUGUAAAUAUAUCAUAAUGUUGAGUCAAACUAUUGGGUUUGCUAGCGGUGUUGGAGUUGAAUUUUAUUGGAAAAGAGACACCCUGGGGUUUUCUACGUAUUGCUUGGCUGAAAUAUCGUCAGAUUGAUUUUAUACCAAAAUCUUUCAUCAUGUGUCUUUAAGUUGUAAAUAUUUUUUCGAUUUAAACGAGGCCAGCCGGGCUAAUUUGUAGUCAUUUUCGUUGAAUGAUGAAGCAAUCACAGUAUAGGUUGAUAAGCACAGGUUUUUAAAAGAAGGUCAUUCAACGAAAGGUUUUUUCAAGAAUGACAGCACAAUAAUUUGAAAUGUUUUUUGAUUUUUUUUCAAUUUAUUUUAAAUAUGAAAUCUUUGAACUGUAUUCUUUAAUAUAUUCAUGCAUAUAUUUAAUCCUUCCACGUGAAUACAAUUGAUUUAUGUUGUACGCGUGCUAGGAAAACGUAUAGUUUUAAAUAGAUAAAUAGGUAAGAUUUCAUAAAUAAGUCUAUUUAUUGCAAAUAGGGCGAUGUUAACAGCAUUGACAUGCUGAGUUUAGUUUUAACUUUAAGUAUAGUAGUUGUUCUUAUAACUGAGUUUAUUUUAUUAUCACAAGUCUUUUAUCACACAGUACAUGUUAAAGAACCAUGGUUUAAAUGUGUCAUGCUAGGAAAUGAUGUGCAAAAACCAUUCAUGGCAAGAAAGUUGGAAACAAAACUAGUUUUUGAUACCUUUUUAAAUUAACCUCAACCUGAAGGUUGAUUUGAUUUUUUGUAUUCGCUGAUGCUGCUGCUUUUUCGUUACACGCGUCAUUCGUGCUGAGCGUAUGGUCACUGCGUGUGUUUCAUUAGCGUUGACACGAACCAUGAACGUUCGAGACUGACCAACCUAUUAACACGUGACAGUCAGCUAGUCUGACGUCAUAGUAAAGGAUAUCACGUGAUAUCGCUGUGCGAAUCACGAGGUCUUGGCAUGGACAGUCGAAUUAACAGAUAAUGUGGUGAUAGGCGGAGUAAUUAUGACCACCGUUGUAUAUAAAAUGGCAUUAAUAGAGUAAAUUGAUAAUAAAAAUGGUUGUGUGAAAUAA
Molecule: messenger RNA, 2249 nt
Organism: Dendronephthya gigantea
Lineage: Eukaryota; Metazoa; Cnidaria; Anthozoa; Malacalcyonacea; Nephtheidae
Product: protein FAM102A-like
Exons: 8
Coding region: 68-1135 (355 amino acids)
Source: RefSeq, a predicted model, not a curated record